AUCUGUGGUUGACAUGAACUUCUGUGGUGGUUGGGUUUCCCGCCAAAAAAAAAUUCUGUUAUCCAAGGUUUUUGAGAAUUUGAGUAAAUCUUAUGAAUUCACUUAUAUUCAUAUUCAUGUAUUGAUCCUUUUCGACAAUUAAAUGUUUAAGAUAGGACAAAAAACAAAUAAACACCUGUAAUGCAACAUCUCCCGAUGGAAGUGAAUAAAUAUAAACAGGUUUAUUUAGCCGCUAGUAAGAACGAUGUUAACCAACUCAAUUGUCUCCUGCGACAAGAAAUCGAAGAUGGUAAUUUGGAUGAUUUACUUUCGAAGGUGUGUAUGGAGCUGGAACUCAAUCGUGUACACCUUUCCGAUGAUAUUAAGCAAAUUUUGGAGCGAAAAUUGAUGAGCCUACGUUUUUUCCACAAGCAGUCUAAGUUUUACUUGACUUCACAAGAGGUUCGUGAUCACAUACAAUUUACGAUACAACUUAUAAGUUCUUUGGAAACAUGUAAAGAUAAGGAUGAAUUGUUCAUAGGAAAUUUGACAUUUAUAGCUAAGCAAAUUUUUACGCUUAAGAGAUUACUUAAGUCGACUUAUGAUAGGCUUCCUUGGGAAGAAAUUGAAUUCUGUAUAUUGUCAUAUAUUAGAACCUUUAAGGAUCAGAAUGAAAUUGUAUUAUUUUCAAGAGUUAUUCUUAGUAGAUCCAAUAUGAUUAAGUAUUUGGAAAGCUUUGGAAAACAUCUCGAAAAUUUACUGAAUCAUGUGUUGAUUAUGAGACCACAGGAACUCUCCAGACUCCCAAAUUUGAAACGGGAUGAAGUUGUCGAGGAUAUGAUCGAUAAAUAUCCCGAAUUCAAGUCUCUUUAUGAUGAUCAUGAAAGAAUAAGAGACAUUCAUUCGCUCAACGUUAUGCUGAGUUACGUGGAACUUGUCAGGUCUAUUGGAUUGGAAGAAAAGAAUGGUAUAUUUAUUUUGAUGAGAGCUUUACAGGUUAUAGGCGAACAUUUGAAGAAUACCCUGGAGUCUCCUAAGUUGUCCCAGACUACUAUAAAUUAUCUAUUCACCUUCUUCAGCCAGAGUACCAGAAACUUGGUGAUCAAUUUAAGAAACACCUUGGCCCAUCAGUCUCUUUCAAAACACGAAGAAUUAUUAGAAUCCAACUUUUUGAGUGGGAUCAAAAACGAUAUUGAAAAACUUGGAGGACAGAUUGGUUACAUUUUGUCAAAGUACAAAAUGAAAGUCCUCAUAGAACUUGGUGAUAAAUUUUUGAACACAAAUGAUGAGAAAGUCAUGAAAGAAGUGGCUUCGGUGAUGAAAAAUUUCGGAACUGGUAAAGUGCUCAGAGAAGACCUAUCUGAGCUGAAGAACAACGAUAUCACUAGGUUAAAAGAUCUCAUAGACCAGUAUCGUUGCAAAAUUAAAGGUAAAUGCGUCUAUAGCGAAAUACUUUUCGAAGCUAUCGAUCACUCAUUGAGAAAUGAUCUGAUAAGGGCACCUAUAGAUUACGGUACAGCUUUGAUGCCUUUCCGUGGUCUGUAUGAAAAAUUUGAUAUGAUGAUUGAAAGUUCACACAAUAAAUCAAACUACAUAAGAUCGAUAAAAUAUGGUGUUAAGCAGACGCUACAAACUUUAUCACCGCAAAUAGAAGCCUCCAAAUUGAGUACAAUAGCCGAAAUGGUAGUUUCGAUCCACAGCUUGUCAUCUGGAUCUCAAGAUGAUGAAGUGGUGAAACUCUUUUAUAAAAUAAUGCACAUUAUAAAAUUCGAAGUUAACAGUGUCCAGUGGACUGAAAAGUUUGGGAGAAAAAUAAAGAAAAGGGAUAUGGAAGUGGAGACAUUCAAUUCCGAGAAUUCUGAGGAGGUGACAAAGAUGAAGAAACAGGAGAAAUUGAAUCAGUUGAGGGAAAUCUUUGACGGAGUCACUUACACCGAGUUCAAGAGUAAUAAGAAGCUUCAAGCUGUUGUGGAAAUAUUUCUUUUAGAUUUGAUUCCGAUGUUGAAAUAUGAUCAUUUCAAAGCGAAGUAUUUUUUGAACGAUAAUUAUCCAUCCCUUACUGGUGUUGAUCUGAGAAAUCACUUGGCACAUAAUAAUGUCAUCGUAGAAGUCCUUCUGGAUUCAACCUCAGCUAUAUUCCUCUUCGUUGAAAAACUAUUAGAAGUUGAAGGAAAAUCUGGCGAUUUUGACUUGACUGAAGUUCAGUAUUUCAACUUAUCUAGAAUGAAGAACUCUUACGCGACAACUGUUGAUAUUUUAAAUAGGAAACACAACAUGUUUGUCGCUUUGAAGGAGAAUAAUUUCGACGCUUUCUCAGAAUGCAUCAAGGAAGGCGCAGAUAUUAGAUCUAGGGACACGGAUUUGUCCACAUGUCUACACUUCGCAAUGAGAAGACCUAAAACGAUCAAACUGACGAAGUUCCUUUUGAAGGAGGGUCUGUCCACUUUUAAAAUGAAGAAUUUGGAAAACCAGAGCCCUCUUCACAUAGCGGUUACGAAAACGAACCUAGAAGUUGUAGAGUUUCUGCUCAAAAACUUCGAUACUGACAUCAAUGAAAUGGAUUCUUUCAAGAGAACCCCAGCUCAUCUGGCAGCCUUCUCCGGUAAUGAGCACAUUUUGAACAGUCUGUGGAACCACGGUGCCGAUUUCACUAAGAAGGAUUACACGCGUUUCACAGCCCUGCAGUACGCGGCGCUUAGCGGUAAACCUUCCGCCGUCCAGUUCUUCUUCAAUAAAGACCUCUUCUACAAAUUAGACGAGGCUUUCGGUGGUUUUACAACUCUACACAUCGCUGCAGACGACGGUUUGGUCAAAAUUGUGAACUAUCUGCUGUCGAAAAACGUGAAGGUUGACGCUAGAACCGACGUAGGUGCCACACCCCUCCAUCUAGCCGCCUUAAACGGCCAUCUUGAUACGGUUAAGGCUCUGAUACGAGCAGGCGCAGACGUUAAUUCCUCAAACAUGAACGGCAACUGCGCACUGCACUGGGCUUGCGAGACGGGCAGGGAAGAAAUUGUCAAGGUGCUCAUAAAGAACGGAGCUGACGUUAAUGUAACGGAUCACGAGAAUAAUUUCGCCCCCAUCAACUAUUUGGCCAAGGACGGAUUCACCGACAUCCUCAAAAUAUUCCUGGAGAACGGGGCGGACGUCAACGUUACAACUAAGGACGGUUUAACGCCCCUUUUGUACGCUGUCGAGGGUAGGCAUUUGGAAAUCGUGGAUUUGUUGAUGCAACAGGAUGGCAUAGAAGUGAAUAGAUCGAAUAUACUCAGAAUGACACCGUUGCAUGGUGCUUCUAUGAAUGGAGACGUAGAAAUUGUGAGACUUUUGAUUAUGAAGGGCGCUGAUUUAGAUUGUAGAAAUCUAGAAGGUAUGACGCCGCUUCACUUCGCCUGUAAGCAUGGCCACGAAGCUGUCGUGGAUCUGUUGAUCGAGCACGGUGUAUCGAUUCAUGCCGAGACUUCUAUUACGCGAUGGCUUCCUUUACACAUGGCCGCGGAGUCUGGAAAUGAAAACAUCAUGGUUAAAUUGAUCAGGAAGGGUUCUCAGAUAAACGCCACCACGUCCAAAGGCGCCAACUGCCUCCACAUAGCUGUCAAAAACGGGAGGAACAUCCUGGACCUACUGAUAAGGUUUGGGGUCGACAUACACGCUAAAACUAAGGACCGUGGGUUCACCCCUCUGCAUGAAGCAGUCAUCGCUAAUAGCCUCCAAAUGGUGAAGUGUCUGUUGAACGCAGGAGCCCACAUCGACGAUCAAGAUAACGCAGGUAACACGCCAAUUCAUUUGGCCAUCGAAAGGGACAGCAACGAGAUCUCGGUGUUCCUAUUCAAAAACGGAGCGAGAAUCGAUUUAUCGAAUAAAAUGGAUGAAACUCCUUUCCUAUCGGCGGUGAAAUAUAACAGGGCGACCUUGAUACAGAUGUGCCUUUCAUCACGUUUGAUCCAGGACGAGCUGAUUUUCAAAGCAAUAUGCGACGCUAUUUACGAAGGAAACACGAACGUCUUUAAGUUGUUAAUGGAGCACACCUCUCAUUUAGACUUGUCCGUAUACUGUGAUGAAGACCAAAAUACGCUACUUCAUAUUGCCUCUACGUUCGGAAGAGUGGAUAUUGUUGGGAUGAUGCUGGACCUUGGCGUUGUCGUAGACUCGAGGAAUAAGUACGGUCACACCCCUCUUUUCUUAGCGGUCGCGAAGGGCUGCGACGAAAUCGUCGAAAUGCUGUUGAAUAAAGGCGCCACGAUCAACCCGAAAGACCGCGAUGGUGUAACUCCCCUACACAUAGUUUCAGAAACCAACCACGAGAGGAUGGUAGAGUUCCUUCUAAGCCACGGCGCUGACGUCAACGUGUCGGAUAAUAAAAAUAGGUUACCUAUCGAGCUGGCCGUGGCCGAGGGUCGUAUAACCUCUGUGAAAUUAUUCCUGGAGAAGAAUAAGAGCUUCUUGAAUCGUCGAGGUAAUCAGAAUUUCUCUCUGUUGCACAUCGCCACGGACUACGGUCACAAGGAGAUUGUGAGGUUUUUGCUGGACCAAGGCGCCGAUAUGCACUUGACGAACGAUAAGGGCUCCAAGGCCAUUCACAUCGCAGCCAGGGAAGGUUUCACCGAUAUAAUCGAUGUUUUCCUGGAGAAAGGUAUGGAUUUGGACGUUCGCGGUGCCGCCAACCAAUCGAUGUUACACUACGCGGCAUCCACGGGUAGAUUGGAAGUUGUUAAGUAUCUACUGGAGCGAGGUUGCGAUAUCAACACCGUUAACGAAGACGGAAUAUCGGCGUUACAUGUGGCGACGAAUCAGGGACACAAGGAAGUCGUCGAGUAUUUACUCAACAACGGUGCUAUCUACAAUAGUAUAGCGGGGUUUGAUACGGACCACGAAGUUAAAACGAUGUUGUCUUCUGUUGGAAAAUUGUUUUCGCUUAUAAAAGACGGCGACAUCAAGGAAAUUGAGGAGAUCAUCAAGGAGGGAGUACCUUUGAACUGUUCAGAUACCAACAAAGGAUCAGUCUUGCAUUACGCAGUAUACAAAGGUAGAUCAGACGUCGUGGAACUACUACUACGAAACAAGGUUUCAACGAACGCUAAGCAUAAGAACGGAUGGACGCCUUUACAUUACGCCGCCAAAUAUUCCAACGAUAGAAUAGUGUUUUUGCUGCUUUGGCACGGCGCGAAAUACAACGCACAAGCCGACAACGGCAAAACACCUCUGGAUUUCGCCGAAAAGACGUCCAUCAGGAAUUUGCUGCAGUUGAUAAACGAUUCCUUCGAGAGCGUACGCAAGAAGAAAAUUUCGAUAAUCGGCCGAUUGAAAAAGAUCAAAGACAAGGAUGUCGUCAAGGCCGUGGUGCGAGCUGAAGAUGAACAUGGAACAACGCUGAUAACGUCUGCCAUCAAAAACGAUUUCCCAAAAUUGGAACAGUUGGAGGAUUUGCUUCAAGGGGAUGUCAGAUCUCAAAUGAAAAGCAUCGACGAUUUUCUGUACCAGGAAAGGUUCCAAGAGGGAAAGGACCUAUUGAUGGAGGUUUACGAGAAAAGGAGGGAGAUCUUCGGCGAUCAUAAUCCGGCCACUUUGAGCAUCAAGAGUAAAAUAUCCUUGGUGCUAUACAAACUGCAAUUGUACGAACAGUCCUUGAAGUGCUCAGGGGAAAUUUGUGAGAAGCUGAAGGAUUGCUUAGGGCCCGACCACAAGCUGAUUUUGAAGGAGAGGAGUUCUAUGGCCCUAGUCUUGCAUCGGCUGGGAAGAAACGAGGAAUCCCUGAAAUUAUUCGAAGAAGUCCAUAAGAUACAGAAGAAACUCGUACCGCCCCAUCAUCAAGACUCUCUGAACACCAUAAAGCACAUGGCUGUGACUCUGAUGAGCAUGGGUGAAUUGGACAGGGCGCUGAAGAUCUACAAGGAUGCGCUCAAACUGGAGGAGAAGAAAUACGGUCUGCUCCAUCCUUACACUUUGGUGGCCAAGAAUAACAUCGCUUUGAUACUGUCCAGACAAGGGAAGAACGACGAGGCCUCGGCUUUGUUCAAGGAAGUGUACGUAGGAAGAAAGUUAGUCUUGGGAAAAUACCACUCUGAUACCUUGAGAACCAUACACAACCAAAUAUGCGUUUACAAAGACCAAGAAAAAUACGACGAGGCUUUGGAAGCGUUCAAGAAGUUGUUGAAAAGACAGAAAGAUCACUUAGGGGCGCACCAUUUGGACACUCUCAAUACCCAAGCUGAAAUGGCGGACCUUCUCCUGAAGCAGUGUAAGUUUUUUCAUGCUUUCAAAAUUUUCAAAGAGAUCAAAGACCAUAAGAUGGCGGUGCAAGGGCCAGAUCACGCAGAAGUGAUGAUGAUCGCCAAACGUAUGGAGGUGAUAGUGGAGCAGUACAAAAAAAUCGGCCUCAACAGCAACCUGGACAGUUUUUCGGAUAACCUCUUAUGCACCAUGAACAAGGCAGCGAGGAAUGGCGACAUUGACACCAUUGAAAAACUUGUCAGGAGUGGCGUUGACGUCGGCGAAAGGGACAAGGAGGGCAGGAACUGCCUGCAUUACGCGGUAGAUGGUAACAAUAUAGAAGUCAUCAAGGUGUUUUUGAAACACGGCGGAGAUUUGACAGAUAAAACCAACAAGGGUAACACCGCUUUGCACACGGCUUGUAAUAAGGGUUUCAAGGACGUGGCGGAGUUCCUCCUGGAGAGCGUGAAUAAGAACAAGAUGGCCUACCUGAUCAACGCCGCAACUAAAACAGGUCUGAAAACUGCGCUACACGUGGCAGCCCAACAGGGUUAUCUGGAUAUUGUUAAACUUCUACUGAAGAAGGGCGCAGUGUAUAAUUGUGCGGAUAAAGACAAUAAAAAACCCUUGGAUCUGGCUCAGGUUCAGUCUGUUAGACUCAUCCUGGAACUCACAGGAGAGAUGUUCGCCGCUGUUGAGAAAAAAGACUACGAUAAGAUCUCCAAACUUGAUACCAUCGAUAUCGAUGAUUUUUUGUGUGUUGCUCACGCUAAAAAUUCCCGUAAUGAAACAAUCUUGAAAUUGUUGAUUUCGAAUGGAGAACUGGAAUCUGCCAGGAGUUUGACUGCGAUGAUAAAGAAGACAAAGACUGCCGUCAGGAAUCUUUGAAUCUUCGCGAUGGGUGAACCUAAUCUUUACAAUUUUUUCGUCUCGUAUCGAGAUAUUUGUUGAUCUCACGUUUAGUGAUACAUACGUACAGAUGUAUUGCCAAUUGCAAAAGUUUCGGUAAAUGUUUAAUUGAAAGGAUGUCCAAACGUUUUAAGUAUUUAGUUCGCAUAAAGGUAUGUUGAGUUUAUAGGAAUGUAAUAUUUUUUUAUUAUGCCUAGUAUUUUUGUUUUGCUUAUGCCUAUUAUUUUUGUCCGCUUUGAAAUUAAAUUUUAUUUUUUUAUCUUUUUUUGA
Coccinella septempunctata (seven-spotted ladybird) is the source of this 7368-nucleotide messenger RNA. RefSeq lists its product as uncharacterized. The coding region runs from base 181 to 7077 and encodes 2298 amino acids. Gene Ontology annotation, molecular function: protein binding. The record is from RefSeq and is a predicted model, not a curated record. Lineage: Eukaryota; Metazoa; Arthropoda; Insecta; Coleoptera; Coccinellidae. The transcript has 2 exons.